UGUUUGGGUCGCCACGCCGGGGCACGGCGCGCACGCGCACACCGCGCACGCGCACACCGCGCACGCGCACGCACCCGCACGCGCACGCGCACGCCCCGCCUCUGCCUCCGCGCGGCGCCGCGUCCUUCGACCCCGGGCCGCGCGCCGCGGGCGGCUGAAGGCGGCAAUGCGGGACUACGACGAGGUGACCACCUUCCUGGGCGAGUGGGGGCCCUUCCAGCGCCUCAUCUUCUUCCUGCUCAGCGCCAGCAUCAUCCCCAACGGCUUCAACGGAAUGUCAGUCGUGUUCCUGGCCGCCACCCCCGAGCACCGCUGCCGGGUGCCCGACGCCGCGAACCUGAGCCGCGCGUGGCGCAACCACAGUAUCCCGCUGCGGCUGCAGGACGGCCGCGAGGUGCCGCACAGCUGCCGGCGCUACCGGCUCGCGGCGAUCGCCAACUUCUCGGCGCUCGGGCUGGAGCCGGGGCGCGAUGUGGACCUGGAGCAGCUGGAGCAGGAGAGCUGCCUGGAUGGCUGGGAGUUCAGCCAGGACAUCUACCUGUAUACCAUCGUGACCGAGUGGAACCUGGUGUGUGAGGACGACUGGAAGGCCCCACUCACGAUCUCCUUGUUUUUCGUGGGUGUGCUGGUGGGCUCCUUCAUUUCGGGGCAGCUCUCAGACAGGUUUGGCCGGAAGAAUGUGCUCUUCGUGACCAUGGGCAUGCAGACAGGCUUCAGCUUCCUGCAGAUUUUCUCAAAGAACUUUGAGAUGUUUACUGUGCUUUUUGUCCUUGUGGGCAUGGGCCAGAUCUCCAACUAUGUGGCAGCAUUUGUCCUGGGAACAGAAAUUCUUGGCAAAUCGGUUCGUAUUAUAUUCUCUACAUUAGGAGUGUGCAUAUUUUAUGCAUUUGGCUACAUGCUGCUGCCACUAUUUGCCUACUUCAUCAGAGACUGGCGGAUGCUGCUGCUGGCACUGACGCUGCCAGGGGUGCUAUGUGCAGCUCUCUGGUGGUUCAUCCCGGAGUCCCCCCGGUGGCUCAUCUCCCAGGGGCGAUUGAAAGAGGCAGAGGUGAUUAUCCGCAAGGCUGCCAAAAUGAACGGGAUUGUUGCACCCUCAACUAUCUUCGACUCAAGUGAGCUGGAAGACCUGAGUUCUAAGAAGCAGCAGUCCCAUAGCAUCCUGGAUCUGCUUCGAACCCGGAAUAUCCGCAUAGUCACCGUCAUGUCCAUAAUUCUGUGGAUGACCAUAUCAGUAGGCUAUUUCGGGCUCUCCCUUGACACUCCUAACUUACAUGGGGACGUCUAUGUGAACUGCUUCCUUUCGGCAGUGGUUGAAGUCCCUGCGUACGUGCUGGCCUGGCUGCUGCUACAGCACGUGCCCCGGCGCUAUUCCAUGGCCACAGCCCUCUUCCUGGGCGGCAGUGUACUUCUCUUCGUGCAGCUGGUGCCCCCAGAUUUGUAUUACUUGGCCACUGUCCUGGUGAUGGUGGGCAAGUUUGGAGUUACUGCUGCCUUCUCCAUGGUUUACGUGUACACAGCCGAGCUGUACCCUACCGUGGUCAGAAACAUGGGCGUGGGUGUCAGCUCCACAGCAUCCCGCCUGGGCAGCAUUCUGUCUCCCUACUUUGUCUACCUUGGUGCCUAUGACCGCUUCCUGCCCUACAUUCUCAUGGGGAGUCUGACCAUCCUGACAGCCAUUCUGACCUUGUUCCUCCCAGAGAGCUUUGGCAGCCCCCUCCCGGACACCAUUGACCAGAUGCUAAGGGUCAAGGGAAUAAAAUACAGGCAAACUCCAGGCCACACAAGGAUGUUAAAAGACAGUGAAGAAAGCUCCAUAGUCCUUAAAAGCACAGCCUUAUAACACGACCUCCAGGGCAUGAGAAGAUACCCAGCCUCAGAGGCUGUACGGGGCCGUGGCACGCUACCUUCCCUCCAGACCGACAACUUGAGCUGCAUCCUAACUUACGGACCUGGCAGAUGGUGGAUUGGCACUCCCUAAGAAGUGAACGCUUCACCAGAACCAGUGGGACCUCGAAGAAAUAGGAGAGGCACCUACUAAAUUUACCUUUUAAUUUCAGACCUCCUGAAAAGAGUGGAGGCCUAAUCUCCCCUCCUGACCUUCUCCCCAUUUCCCUCUGAUGGUGCACUUAGACAAAAAGAAAGAAUUGCACAAGGAGUUUGAUUUCUCACACUUUCUUGGUCUCAAGGGAUAGUAAUGGGGAUCCUUUUUCUUCAGGCAGGAGGAGAGCACGGAUCUGGGGAAAGCUAUGGGUGGUAAAUAUGAAGGGAAUUGAGCAGAUAGAGACAUAGGCAGGUGCACUGAUUUGUGAGCUCUCAUACCCCUCGGUGCGACUCCUGAGUAGACUUGUUUACAUCUGAUCCAAGCCCUGGGCUUGUCUGGGCGUAUAUGAGAUGCAUCACAGAAUCUACUCUUCUUGUUUUCCACCACUGUGUAAGUCAAAUCUCCUAGCUUCUGUGGUUUCUGACGUAUGGUUCGAAGGAAGUCUAUCAGUGAGAGAGACAAGCAAACUCAUCUCUUCUCUCAAACUAUGAUGUAGAAUUUACUUUUGUGUUUUGUUUGUUGUUUGUUGUGAUGUCUUUUCUUCUUAAGUUAUUUGACCUUCAGAGUAGACUUAGAAAAGGCUGGUUCCUCAGCCUGCUGGUUGGUGUCUUUUGUUUUUGUUUUUGUUUUUUUUUUCAACCCAGAAUUACUCUGGCAAAGGUCUGCAGUUGCCAUUCGUGCAUGGCCUUAUCAGCCUCAGCCACUAGCACUUCUCUGAGUGCCAAAAAUGACGUCAUUGUAUGUGUUCCUUUUGUGAUACCUAAUCAUGGGAAAGAAAUUACAAAGAAGAAAGUCAGAUUGUGUUCACAGUCUUUCAGGGUUCCUCACUUCAGUCGCGUAAUAUUGGGAGAUAUUUUGUGUUCUGUGUAACUGUCUUUUAUGAUUAUGUUACCAUGGUACUCCUAAAGUAUAUGCUUUACCUGGAUAAAAACCAUAUUUUUGUGAAAACUACUGAAGUGCCUUGGGAAAUGAAGACGUUUUAAUAAAUAAAAUGAUUUUUUAAAUAAUA
This is a messenger RNA of Nyctereutes procyonoides (raccoon dog), 3050 nucleotides long. RefSeq names its product solute carrier family 22 member 5 (gene SLC22A5). NCBI's taxonomy places the organism in Eukaryota, Metazoa, Chordata, Mammalia, Carnivora, Canidae. Bases 167 to 1840 code for a protein of 557 amino acids. Gene Ontology annotation, cellular component: membrane. The transcript is spliced from 11 exons. Gene Ontology annotation, molecular function: transmembrane transporter activity; ATP binding. Gene Ontology annotation, biological process: transmembrane transport; carnitine transport. The record is from RefSeq and is a predicted model, not a curated record.